GGACCGAAGCUCACGUUGGGGUCAACUAUUUAGAGGAUGCGCUAGUAGUUUAAUCUAAAAUGUCCAGUUUCUCCAGAUCUGCACAGCAAUGGGCGACCUUUGCCCGUUCCUGGUUCCUGAUUGAUGCCAGGAUGCAGCCGCCUGGGAAGAUUGCAACUAUGUGUUCUAUUAGAUUACAGGGGAAACACAAACCUAUCUACCAUGCUCUGAGUGACUGUGGUGACCAUGUGGUGGUGAUAAACAGCAAACACAUAGCUUUCUCUGGGAACAAAUGGGAACAGAAAGUCUACUCAUCACACACGGGGUACCCUGGUGGAUUCAAACAAGUCACAGCUGCUCAGCUCCAUCAUAAGGACCCAAAAGCUAUCGUAAGGUUAGCAGUUUACGGCAUGCUGCCUCGGAACCUGCACCGGCGCACCAUGAUGCAGCGAUUACACAUCUUUCCUGAAGAUGAGCUGCCAUAUGACAUUCAAGCCAACCUGACAGAGGAGCUGCCUCAGCCCAGAGAAAUACCGAAGAAGCUCAGCGAGUACACUCGGGAGGAAAUCGAUGCCUUCCCCAGGCUGUGGACACCACCUGAAGACUACAAGAUGAAAUGAAGGCUGCCCAAUGAGACCGAGAAAUGGAGGGGG
Molecule: messenger RNA, 632 nt
Organism: Maylandia zebra (zebra mbuna)
Lineage: Eukaryota; Metazoa; Chordata; Actinopteri; Cichliformes; Cichlidae
Gene: mrpl13
Product: mitochondrial ribosomal protein L13
Biological process (GO): negative regulation of translation; translation
Cellular component (GO): mitochondrial large ribosomal subunit; ribosome
Molecular function (GO): mRNA binding; structural constituent of ribosome
Source: RefSeq, a predicted model, not a curated record